CCAAACGCGCGCGCGCACACGUGAACGCGCCUUCAUGCAUGCGAACAGGAAGCAGCGCGAGCCCGUGAAUAUACUGACGCGCUGGGGAACGGAUCAUUACGGGGUUUUUUACGGAUCUUUUUUUCAUCGCUUUGAAGGGAUCCGCAGUGAAACAAAGCAAGAUACCGGAAUAAUUGUAUCCAUUAGGACAAGAGCCAGCCACUUUCCCGUGUCGUUUCUUUUUUGAAGACCUCCUUUUUGGUGAUCGGUUGUUUUAAAAAGAAGGGCGUGUGGUUUCCCGGAGGGGGAACUGGUGCAUGUUGAAUAUUGUACGUUAUAUCUGACGGUUCGGAUCAUCGUGAGGAUGGGCUGCACGUUAAGCACGGAGGAUAAAGCGGCGGUGGAGAGGAGUAAAAUGAUCGACAGAAAUCUGAGAGAUGACGGAGAGAAAGCGGCCAGAGAGGUCAAACUCCUCCUGCUCGGUGCUGGGGAGUCUGGCAAGAGUACAAUAGUCAAACAAAUGAAAAUUAUUCAUGAAGCUGGCUACUCGGAGGAAGAGUGCAAACAGUACAAAGCUGUCGUCUACAGCAACACUAUUCAGUCAAUUAUUGCCAUCAUACGUGCCAUGGGGCGACUCAAGAUUGACUUUGGGGAUGCGGCACGAGCGGAUGAUGCAAGACAGUUGUUUGUGUUGGCGGGCAGUGCUGAGGAAGGCUUUAUGACAGCAGAGCUUGCUGGUGUGAUCAAGCGUCUGUGGAAAGAUGGAGGAGUGCAGGCCUGUUUCAGCCGAUCCAGAGAGUACCAGCUAAACGACUCUGCAGCAUAUUACCUGAAUGAUUUGGACAGAAUAUCGCAGGCCACUUAUAUACCCACCCAACAGGAUGUUCUGAGGACCAGAGUCAAAACAACAGGCAUCGUAGAGACACACUUCACUUUCAAAGAUCUGCACUUCAAGAUGUUUGAUGUGGGUGGUCAAAGGUCAGAGAGAAAGAAAUGGAUCCACUGUUUUGAAGGGGUGACUGCCAUCAUCUUCUGUGUGGCGCUGAGUGAUUAUGACCUGGUGCUAGCUGAAGAUGAGGAGAUGAACCGAAUGCAUGAGAGCAUGAAGCUGUUCGACAGCAUUUGCAAUAACAAGUGGUUCACAGACACCUCUAUCAUCCUGUUCCUGAAUAAGAAGGAUCUGUUUGAGGAGAAGAUCAAGAAAAGUCCGCUCACCAUCUGUUACCCUGAAUACGCAGGGUCAAAUACCUACGAGGAGGCAGCUGCCUACAUUCAGUGUCAGUUCGAGGACCUGAACAAGCGAAAAGACACCAAGGAGAUCUACACCCACUUCACCUGCGCCACCGACACCAAGAACGUGCAAUUCGUUUUUGACGCGGUGACCGACGUCAUCAUCAAGAACAACCUGAAGGACUGCGGACUGUUCUAGAAGCUGGCUUUUAUCUGGUCAGACUCAAGCCAGUUUUGAUGUGAAUUUUGUUUGGAGAAAGAUUGCAAGACUAAGUAUGGAGAAAAUUGGUCCUGGACCACUGCUGUACAUUACGCCAUUUUUGUCAGCUUUAUUUAUGGUUUUUGUCUUAUUUUUUAAAAAAAGUAGCAUUAAAAAAAUGUAUUGUGUCGAAUGUUCGUUCAGUCCUUGAUGUCGCGACCAUGUUUAAACCCCCCCACACACAAGUUUGUUACUUUUUAAAAGAGGGAUUUCUUUUUAUUUUGCUUUCUUGCAUCAGAGUUCCCUUUUACUUGUAAAGAUACGUUUAUUUUUUGUGGUAGUCACUAUGGGGGGAGAGGAAGAUUGUGUGACUCAAUCCAGUGUGUUGGUUCUCGUGCCUUCGCAUGUGUUACUUGGAGUCUUUGUCCAUUUGCUUGAGUUUGUCUGCUGAAUAUCUCUCGAACGUCAAAAAAAAUUCAGAGUUUCAUACUGGGUGUUACUAAUCUCCCUGAGAGCACAAAUCCUCAUAUGCAUAGAAUGUGAGUGUGUGUCUGUGUGUGUGAGAGAGAGAGAGUAUGUGUGUAUCUGUUUGUGUGUAUGUGUGUUUGUAUAUACACUACCGGUCAAAAGUUUUGAAACACUUACACAUUCUUUAUUAUAAUUUUUUUUUCUUCACAUUUUAGAAUAAUAGUAAAGUCAUCAAAACUACGGAAUAACAUAAAUGGAACUAUGGGAAUUAUGUUGUGACUAAAAAUAAAUCACAACUGUGUUAUAUUUUAGCAUCUUCAAAGUAGUCACCCUUUGCCUAGAAUUUGCAGACAUGUACUCUUGACAUUUUCUCAAGCAACUUCUUGAGGUAUCACCCUGGGAUGCUUUUUAAACAGUAUUGAAGGAGUUCCCAUCUAUGUUGGGCACUUCUAAGUGCCCAACAAAGUUUCAAAAAAGUUUUUUUUUAAUUAUUACAUUUUAGUUUUAUAAUGAAAUAAAUUAUUUUAUAUAUAAUUAUUAAUUAUAUUUUUGUCUACAAAACUAAUUUCAAACAUUUAAGCAUACGCCUUCAGAUCAAAAGAUUUUUAAGAUCAUGAGAAACAUUUCAGUCAAGUGUUUCAAAACUUUUGACCGGUAGUGUUUAGAUAUAAUAUAGGCCAGCGUACGGAAAGCUAAUGGUUAAUACAGUGAGCGGUGGUCCAAACCUCCCAAGUCUCCAUGGCAACAAGAAUCGAGCUACUUCAGAUGGAGAUGAGUCCUGUUCCGCUGUCAGACGCUGAGACAUUCCGCAUGCAGGACAUGGAAUCUGUCUGUCAGGCACCUGUCAUCAGACAUUUUGAAGGCUUACAGCUCAGAGAAUGACACAUCAUCGAGGAACGUCACUGAGUAGACAAAUGGACUGAAAAGGUUUUCAAGAUUUUGCAGUGAAACAAUAUUAAAUGUCAGCAAACAGACAUUUGAGGCAAGCGAUACGGUUGAAUGAUUAUGAAGAAAACUGCCACCUCUGUCUGUGCGUUCUCCAUAUUGGGGGAACAUUUGUACACCCAUUUCCCUUAUUUUGCUAAUAAAAAGCAUUUUCUUCCUGA
This is a messenger RNA of Myxocyprinus asiaticus (Chinese sucker), 2982 nucleotides long. Its product is annotated as guanine nucleotide-binding protein G(i) subunit alpha-1. Gene Ontology annotation, biological process: adenylate cyclase-modulating G protein-coupled receptor signaling pathway. Gene Ontology annotation, cellular component: heterotrimeric G-protein complex. The transcript is spliced from 9 exons. The record is from RefSeq and is a predicted model, not a curated record. Bases 344 to 1408 code for a protein of 354 amino acids. Lineage: Eukaryota; Metazoa; Chordata; Actinopteri; Cypriniformes; Catostomidae. Gene Ontology annotation, molecular function: GTPase activity; GTP binding; G protein-coupled serotonin receptor binding.